AUGGUGCACUACGUGGACGUGCACCUGCCGUGGUCGCACUCCCUCUGCGCCUGCUGCCUCCCCCGCAUGCUCCGCCCCGCCCCGCCCGUCGCCUUUCACGUCUCCUCGCUCGCAUCGCUGCGCAACCACCUGAGCAAGCCUUUGCCGCCCCCUUUUCCGCCCUUCCGCUUCGGCCAUAAGCCCCCGCGCGCCAUCACCGCCUACUCCGCCACCGUCCCUCUCUCCGCCCCUCCUCUCCGCCCAGGCGGUGCCACUGCUGGCGCUGGCGCCUCUGCUGCAGCUGCUGCUGGCAGUGCUGUUGCUGAAGAGAGCGCAGCAGCGCCGUCGGUGGCGCAGCAGUAUCGGUGGAAGGUGGACGCGGCGCCUGUGGUUGCAGCAGAGGGGAUGAUGCUCGAAUGGCUGGCAGAGCCACGUGUCGGCCUGCUACUGGACCUCCAUGCGACACGGCGCCAGCUGGCGAAACGUCUGGGGAUGGAUGAGCUCGCUGCUGCACGUGCUACAGCCAGCACCAGGCGUGCUGGCCGCCGUGCUACAGCCGGUCGUCAAGCGCUGUGGUGGUGCUGCUGGCAGUGCUCCUCUUGCUUCGCCUCCUACCGCCAUGCCGUGUCCGUUGCUGCGUUCCUCGUGCUUGUUGCCAAGUUCCCCCGCUUUGUCACUCUCUGGCGCGCGAACGUGCGUUCUCCCAACUCUACUCUCGUGAGUCUGGCGUUUCAGUUCGAUGCGGGGCGGCAGGCGCAGGACGACUACUUGGCGUCGCUGCUGGUGCAGGUGCUGGGAGUGAAGGGCAAGCAGCAGCUGGAGACCGGCUUUGCUGCCCACCUGCUGCCGCUGCUGCUGGGAGGGAGGCACGCGGAUGGGGAGACGGGAGGGGGAGGGGGAAGUCAGGGGACGGAGGGGGAAAGGGGAGAGGAGUGGAGGGAGGGGUUGGGAGGGGUGGAGUGGGAGGAGUAUGUGGAACGCGUGGGGGAGAUUGCCGCCCAGGGAGGGCUGGCAGGCGAGCAGUACCGCUGCUGCUGCUCGCAGUGCUGCCAGGGCGAGGGAGUGAGUGCGAAGGAUACUCGUGGCAGUGGCAGUGGCAGUGGCAGUGGCAGUGGCAUGGUGAUAUCUGGUGUCGACCCCACCGAGUUCGCUCUCAAGUGCGCAUUCAACUUCGCUGAACCGUGGUUUGCGAGUUGUGGUGCGAGUAUGUUUAACGAGUCAGCUAAUAACAGGUACAAGGAGAGAGUGGAGGAUGCUGCAUUGGAGGAGGCAUGGAGCCGGCUGGCUGUGGGAGUGGUAAAUGAGGAGAGGAGUGGUGGGAGUCGCGGAGAGGGGAGCGGAAAGAAGGGUGGGGCGAGAGGGGGUAGGAGUGGAAAAGAGAAUGUGGAGCAAGGAAAGGUUUCUGGUAAGGGAGCGAAGGAUAAAGGGAAAGCAGCAGAAGAAAAGGCAGCAGCAGCAGCAGCGGCGACAGCCACCUCUGCUCGCCCUGCUCUGGCUUCUAGUGCUCCAGGCGUAGUUUCUGGUGCUGCAAGCACUGCCAGGCUGGUUCCCGUGAACAGUAACACGGUGGUUGGAGUGUUCACAUACCGAGUCACCUCCCUGCUGCGAUGGGUGCGGAUUUACGGGCCGAGGGUCAACCCUCCCAAGUACUGUGGCCGUUAUACUAUGGAAAAACCAAACGCAGCCCUCCCACACCCAGUCCACGACCUUCCGAACCUGCUUCUCAGGUUCGGCGCUGUGCCGAAGCCAGUCAUCGGCCCAGGCUCGGAAGGUAAAUCAGCAAUUGGGUGGGAGGAGUUCCCAGAGGGGGACAGGGAGGAGCUAGAACCAUAUGAGAAGGAUCCCUGGGGGGAUAUGGGGUUCAACGCCUUUAACACGGGGGAUUUCCGGGAUGGUACACCUGACGUGGAAGAGCACACGAAGGAGGCCAACGAGAGGUACAUCAUGAUGCCCCCGCCUGACGUCACCCCUCUCUGGAAGAGCCCCAGCCCUCCCUACUACGAAACGCUUGCUGCCCGCGUGGAGGAGUUUCUGAGAAGGUUCGCUCCGAGGAGGCUGGCAAUGGAGGGGAGCAAUGGCCGUCUAGCAUCCGCCAUUGCCACAUGGGUGGGGCGCUUGGGGCUGGGCAAGCGCAGCUGGGCGGCACUGGCCUUGGGGCCGCUCUCGGAUGCAAAGCUGCAUAUGCUGCUGCGGUCUCAACAGGAGAUGGACGAGUUUCUGGAGAUGCUGGCUGGGGAUCUCUCUCCUGUGCCUGUCUGCACCCAUUGCAUGUGCUGCGCUGCUCUGUACUACGAGUCGGUCAUCAUGGUGUCCCUCGCCGCGACCUUCGCCUUCCGCCCUUCCGUCAUGCUGCUGCGCUGCGUCCUCUCGCUCUUCCCGCCUGCCUCGCCACAGCUCAAGGGCCUCCUGGCUGCUGUGGGCGUGGCGCCCAUCCCUGCAGCGGUCCCGGACUCGCUGGUGGCGGCGCUGCUGGAAGGCGUGAUGGAGCAGAAGCGCGUGCGCUUCCUGUUCCAUGCCAUCCAGCUGCUCUACCAGAACCAGUCGUAUGCCAAGCUCCUGGAGCCUAUCGAAGAAGGGUCUGGGGUGAACAUUUACGAGCCGCAGGGCAGGCAGGGGAAGCAGAGGGAGGGGGAGGAGGAGUGGUGCAUCUGGGAGGAGGUGGACAGCUGGCGGAUUGCAGCGGAGAGGGCUUGGCCGGUGCUGGAGCUCCGUAGUGUGGCAGUGCUCGAGCUGGAUACUGGCGGGGCGGCUGAACGGCAGGUGAAGGUUUGUGAGCGCAUGCGGCGUGUGAUGGCGGAAGAGGAGGUGAAGAAGCGGAGGCAUGCUCAGGCUGGCGGUGCUGCUGGGGAGGGUGCGAGUGGGAGCAGCAGCUCUGGUAGCAGCAAGGGCAUGGGGAAGGGGAAGAGUCUGGCAGGAAUGGAGGGGAGAGGCGGGACUGGGGAGGGGAAGGGGGGGAAGGCAGGGGCAUCGUACCUGGAGCCGUGGCCGGGGGGGGUGAAUCCUCUGGCGUGUUUGAGGGAGAUGCUGUUGGGGGAGACCAGCUACUGCCCCCAGGCCAAGGUGGAUGCUGUUGCUGCCGCUGAUGCUGCUGCUGCCCAUGCUGCUGCCACUGGUGAGGGGACCAGAGUAAGGAGCAAGGAAGGGCCGCGUGGCUGUGCAUCCCCGCGGUGCAGCAAGGUGGAAGGGGCGGGGGUGCAGCUGAAGCUGUGCUCGCGGUGUGGCAAGGCUGCCUACUGCAGCAGGGAGUGCCAGAAGGCCCACUGGCCCUUGCACAAGCUCACGUGCCAGCCCAAGGCCAAGGGGGGAGUUGAAGCAUAG
Molecule: messenger RNA, 3297 nt
Organism: Closterium sp. NIES-65
Lineage: Eukaryota; Viridiplantae; Streptophyta; Zygnematophyceae; Desmidiales; Closteriaceae
Source: the annotation of a GenBank genome assembly